AUGUCGAAUAAAGACGGAUUGGAGGACGCAUUCGGACAACUCUCUAUCGAUAGACACGCAAACGGACGUCACGACCCAAAUCCCCUCACUUUUUCCGAUUUGACGGAUUCCGCGAUUCUUAAAGUUGUUAAUAAGUGUAAACUGAGAGAUCAAUGGACUCUCCGAAAAGUGUCGAAACGUCUUCGUACCCUUGUUGACAGUGCUCGACACAGAUACAAUGAUUUGAAAUUCAGUUGUAGACGAGAUCAUAUUCUAUAUGAGCUUGGAUCAGCGAAAGUAGUGUAUGCUGGAGUUGAUUGGAAUUCGAAAGUUGUGUUCUCGAAUAUGACUUACUUAUCGAAGUAUCAACCAGAUAAAAAAAUUGCGAUAUCUGUCGAGAAGAAAUGCAAAUUGUUAAAAUCGGAGGAUUAUUAUAAAAUGGCAUUCGAUGAUUUGGCUAUCGCGUUGAAAAACGCGAAAAUAGAAGUGGAAUCGUUGACUUUCGAAUAUUGCGCUGAUAACCCGAAUAUGCCAAGAGCAAUUCAAAAUGUAGAAUCAAGCAAGAGAUUCUAUGAAAAGAUGAGAAAUCUCCUCUGCUCAUUGGAUCAUAAACUAUUCGUCAGAAGACUGAAACUAGUCGUAAAAGAUCCUGAUGACGUUUUGGCGAUUCUUCCUUAUGUGGUACCCGUCUUUCUCCAAGAAAUCGCAAUUAAUUCGGAGGUGGCGAGCAAGAGUUGGCUUGAUCAGGAGGGAAUCGAUAAAAUUGUGAAUUUGGAGCAGUGGAUGAAAGCUAUAGACCUUCUAAAAACAAAGAAUAUUUUCGAGUUCUUCCCAAUGGAGCACCUCAUGCAUUUCGAACGUUUCAGAAUUUAUCAAUCAUUCGUUGAUACCGAAUUUCUGUUGAAACUUAGAGAGCUCUUCUCAAAAAUGGAAAACUUCGACAACUGUUAUAUCGAAUCAAGAGAUCAAUUCGACUCUGAAUUCCUCGCGAAACACGUCGGCAAACCCGCUUCACCAACCCAAUGGUCUUCCAAUGUCUGUCGCUAUCAGAUCCCCGAUUCUAUUAGAGUCCUGGAGUUCCAAUUCCAUGGAAUCCCAUAUAACAGUAUCAGCAUCACGAAAUUAACUUUGAUAGCGAGACGUUCACAUAGUCACCGAUCUUAA
This is a messenger RNA of Caenorhabditis remanei, 1143 nucleotides long. RefSeq lists its product as uncharacterized. Gene Ontology annotation, molecular function: protein binding. The transcript has 5 exons. Gene Ontology annotation, biological process: innate immune response. NCBI's taxonomy places the organism in Eukaryota, Metazoa, Nematoda, Chromadorea, Rhabditida, Rhabditidae. The record is from RefSeq and is a predicted model, not a curated record. Bases 1 to 1143 code for a protein of 380 amino acids.